AUGAGUUCCACCAGUGGGGGUGGCAACCGCAACCGCGACAAAAAUCGCAAAUAUGCAUCUGGAGCAGCAAAACGAAAGGCAAAGGAUGAACGAAUUUUACGGGAAAGUAAAGUUUUAAGUAAAAUGCCGAAAAUAUCGGAACUGUUUCCUCCGAAGGCUGAUGAAGGUUCUUCUGAGCUGACUGCUGCAGAUGAAGCGAUGACAACAAUGGCAGAAGCAGUUGAGGAACCCGACACGCUACUCCAACGUAGCGAUGCUGGCUGCCGUAUUGAUUCAGAACUGGUCACACAGGCCAGUGAUGAGCGUAACUAUCGGCGGGCAGUACUUGAGCGGGUAACAGAAACCAUCCGUUACCUUUCCGAGCGAAGUUUACCAUUUCGCGGCACUGAUGAGAUCGUUGGAUCACCAAAAAACGGUAACUACCUGGGAACAUUAGAACUUAUAUCGAUGUUCGAUCCAUUUCUAGCGCAACACAUCAACCGUAAUGCAAAUAAGGGAAAGGGUCACACAUCCUAUCUCUCAGAGACUAUUUGCGAGGAAUUCAUCCAACUGAUGGCAACUCGAGUUCGCGAGCAGAUUUUUACAGAAGUUAAAGCUGCAAAGUAUUUCUCCGUCUGUGUAGACUCUACCCCAGAUAUUUCCCACGUUGAUCAACUGACAUGCAUUCUUCGAUACGUUUUACCCUCUGGUCCUGUCGAACGAUUUGUAUCUUUCCUUAACAUACGUGGACAUAGAGGAAAAUUGCUAGCUGAAAGGCUACUAGAUUAUUUGAAAACCAAUAAUAUAAAUAUUUCGGAUUGCCGCGGCCAGUCAUAUGACAAUGCAAGCAAUAUGAGUGGGAAAUAUAAUGGUAUGCAGGCCAUUAUUCAGCAACAUUGUAGCCUAGCACAGUACAUACCCUGCGUUGCACAUUCCCUUAAUCUUGUUGGACAAUCAUCUGCCAGUUGUUGUCAAGAAGCAUCAAGAUUCUUCAACUUCCUCCAACGAUUGUACUCUUUCUUUGCUGCUUCAACGCAUCGUUGGAAAGUUUUAACCGACCAACUUUCAAGCAAGAGACUUCCAACGGUUAAACGUAUGUCUGAUACUCGAUGGUCAGCACGUGCAGAUGCUACAAAAGCUCUAGUAAUAGGAUACGAGGAAAUUAAUGCUGCUUUAGACGAGAUCCAUGAUGAUCAAGAUGAGAAGCCUGAAGCCAAAAUGAAGCCAAUAAGAACAAGUCAGAUCCUGCAAUUAGCUGAUCAAGAUCUCAACACUGCUGUUGCAUUAUAUGAAUCGCUGAUUGACUUUGUCCUUUCGCUGCGAACCAGAUUUGAAGAAUUUGAAGCCAAAGGAAAGGAGCUCAGUGAAUGUGAUCAAUAUAAAGAAGAGAUCAAGCGCGUGCGUAAACGAAAUCGUCGUAACGACGAGCCAGGAUCAGCACCUGAUUUGUUGCAGAUUCCAGCCGACAAGUUUCGCACAGGUACUUUCCUUGUAAUAAUCGAUAGUCUGGAUGCUGAGUUGCGAAAACGACUGAGUGCUUACAUCAACAUUGCUGAAAAGUUUGGCUUUCUGCGAAAGCUUACAGAUCUGCCAGCUGAAGACGUGUUGGAAAACGCACAAAGAUUGCAAAAAGCAUUUUCCACUGACCUCGAAGUCAAUUUGGCUGAUGAAUUGCUCCAGUUUUCUAGCUUUCUCAACACAGAAUUCGUGAAAAGAGCAUUAGAUGCGAGUCAUGCAGCUGCACCUCAUUAUUCUUCAGCUCGAAUUGGAUCUUCUGCUCAGCCUAGUGAAGACCAUGACAUCGAUGUAACAUCCGAUGAUGAUGACGACAUCAAAGUGAACGUAGACUCCUAG
Molecule: messenger RNA, 1833 nt
Organism: Xenia sp. Carnegie-2017
Lineage: Eukaryota; Metazoa; Cnidaria; Anthozoa; Malacalcyonacea; Xeniidae
Exons: 3
Coding region: 1-1833 (610 amino acids)
Source: RefSeq, a predicted model, not a curated record